GGGAGCCACCCACGACCGCGACCAGAGCGCUCGAAGAGAGCCUCGCCUCAACGGCAUCAAUCUCCUGCGACCGAGGAACCACACAAAUCUCCGAGUGAGGGCGCCGGGAAGGAUCACCAGCCGGCAUGGGGGAAAUAAGUGGCGACGAAGACGGCGGAGGAGGGCCCUCCUCCCGCUGUGGGGAUGGGAAGCACGCCUCCGGGAUCGUGGGUGCACGACCGGUGGAUUGCGACCUUGCCGACCGAGUGGCAUUCGAGGGCGGCGAGUGGCUUCUCCUAGACGGACCAACUCCGUGCGAGGUAGCAGCGACCGAUGUCCACACAGGACGAGAAACAGGAGCCGCACGCGCAGGCAAUGGUCGCCCCGCCGAACCCCUGAAGGCACAACCUCGCCACCUGCAGGAACGGGACACCGGCGGUGUGGAGCUGUGGCCGCCGGGACCGGAGUGGUCAGAGAAGCUAGAGAGAGAGUUUCAACUCACCUUAGCCUUUUUCCAUCCCUUAUAUCUCAUCGAAUCGAAUCUUACAUGGCCUGGAUAAGGUCUUAUGGUUUUGAUUCACCGACUCUUUUUCCAAGGCCAGAGGAAGAUUUUUUUUUUUGAGGGCAAAAGGCCAGAGGAAGAUGUGCGAGGCACCACGGCUCUGCUGCGGCGCCGGCGACGCGGCUGCCGCAGACGUUGACAUCGACGUCGUCAACACCGGUGGGUGUAGGAGGAUCCCGGCGCGUUCCUCUGUUCUGUUUCUGUUUCCGCACACACAGGCCUCAACGUCACCGGUGCUGGCGACCAUCCUCAAGCGUUGCCUGCACAAUGACAGGGAGAGCGGCAAGGCCGGCCGUUCCGUGGUCCGGGUCCGCGGCAUCACUAACAAUGCCGCUGCCGCGUUCGUCAGCCUCCUCGACCCUGGCAACUACCACGUCCUCCUCCGUCCCUGCAAUCUAAUUCAUUGUUCCAGACGGAGGAGCUGCAGGUGCAGAGGUGCCGAGCUCGUCUGGACCGGCUGGCGACCACCAGCGCACCAGCGACGAUGCCGAGUGGGACGACCUGCGGAUGAAGCGGAUCCUGGUCUGGUCGAUUACAUGCUUCGGAUGUCCUACUAUGAUUCCGCCACCAAGCUAGCUGAGACUUCUGGUAUUGAGCGAGAGCGAUGAUGAUGAAGUGUACGCCCUGCAAGGGGAGCAGCAGGACGGCGAGGGCGAGGAUGCCGUCGAGCCAACUUCUCUCUGACUAUGUAGUUUUGGUUGAUGGAAUUUGUUUCGACACUUCUUUAAUUCUCUGGAUUCGAGAUGGGGACACAUCUCGUGAAUUAUUCAGAUUGUGAAUUUCAAGCCAGAAGUAGAAUUCGUGGGUUACCAAAAUGAUGACAAUCUUUAAGAUCAUGCAUUUGAAGAUGGACUUAUGGUUGUUACAGUUCCUGUCCCCUUUGAGAAUGACAAACCAAAAACCUAUACUUGUAUGAUGGCUUGGCAUUUGUUGAUUGCCAUUUGGAUGUAAUGCUUAAGUUUUUUAAAGAUACAUAAUAGAAUAUAAGUUUGGCUCAA
Panicum virgatum (switchgrass) is the source of this 1539-nucleotide messenger RNA. RefSeq lists its product as uncharacterized. Lineage: Eukaryota; Viridiplantae; Streptophyta; Magnoliopsida; Poales; Poaceae. Gene Ontology annotation, molecular function: protein binding. The coding region runs from base 622 to 1149 and encodes 175 amino acids. The transcript is spliced from 3 exons. The record is from RefSeq and is a predicted model, not a curated record.